Molecule: messenger RNA, 690 nt
Organism: Fusarium pseudograminearum CS3096
Lineage: Eukaryota; Fungi; Ascomycota; Sordariomycetes; Hypocreales; Nectriaceae
Exons: 2
Coding region: 1-690 (229 amino acids)
Biological process (GO): chromatin organization; negative regulation of transcription by RNA polymerase II
Cellular component (GO): pericentric heterochromatin
Molecular function (GO): chromatin binding
Source: RefSeq, a predicted model, not a curated record
AUGCCUGUUCCUAAGGGUACACCCACCGUUUUCUAUGCUCGCGAUAAGUCGCCAUUGGGAGAAUCCGACGAUCCUCAUGAGAGCAUCGAGAACGAUGAGCCUCUCGUGAACAUUGAAUCCGACAUCGUGGGAUACGAGAGAAACAGCGAGGAGUCUAGGACCCCUUCGCUUGACGAUGAUAUAGAGAACAUCGCGCCUGCAGAACAGUCCCCUUCGCCGGAAGAGGAGGUUCAUGUUGAGCCCCCGAAGAGAAAGGCCGGCCGUCCGCCCAAGCGCCGUCGUCGCACUGAGGCAGAGGGCGAUGUGCCUUCUCGAAGCUCACAGAGAGUCGCCUUCGUUGCUCCUUCACACAACGACGAGGAUUCCAAGCCGGCAAAGGCUCCGGCGAAGCGAGGCCCUGGACGCCCUCCCAAGAAAAAGAGAGCCGUGACUGUUCAGGUUCCGGGAGUCAGCAGUCCCACAAAGAGAAGAUCCGGUCGUGUUCCUGCUGAGACCAAGACGACUAAUGCCGAGCCUGAGAUAGAAUGGGAGGUUGAAAAUAUUCUGGAUUCCGGUGUUGAUAGGCCCACCGGCGUGCAUCUUUACUUGGUCAAAUGGAAGGGGUUCUCCAACAAGGAGAACACAUGGGAGCCCAGGGUGAACUUGAGCAAGUGCCACAAGCUUCUUCGGGAGUUUGAAAUGAAGCACUAA